AUGGCCUUCAGGUUAAUCAUGGUUGAUCCACGACCAGCAAUGAAGAACGAAGGCUCUGCAGCUUCUCAAAGGCGGUCCCAUAUUAACAAAACCACGAGUGAAAUCACUGAACAGGGUGAUCUCUCACUUAUGAUACAUUCUUUCGAUUCUGGCCAAACGUUCAAAGUCCCCCGUAGCUGUAAAACCGCUGUUGGCAAAAAAAAGACGAACAAAGCCGGUAAAGGACGUGGAUCAAGUGACGGACAAAGACUUGUUUUUUGCUCGCCCUCCUUUACUUCAGCCAAAACGUCAAAGACAAUUGAACAGGCUGUGCAUUCAGAGCAGACUCGAAAACCUGUCAAGGAUAAAUUAGCUUUGACCUCCCGUCAAAGAGAUCUCACGUUUGUAAGCUCAAUCACAGAUGACUAUCACUUGGAAUAUGCAAAUCCCUGGCAAUCAUCUUUCGAAUUCGAUGGCAGAAAACCGCAACGUCCACUCUUUCGCAUAACCAGUCCGAAACUGCGCAAAAACGUCACAAAGCCUAACGGGCAUAUGAACCUCUCGAACGUAAUUAACCCAAGUUUUGCAUUUUCUCACAACUCGCUGAAUGAAUCUAAUGACAGAAGCACGAAACAGCGGCAGAUAGCCUUUGACACCAGUCCCAUUUUCAAAGUUUCGCUCAAUAAUAGGUGA
This is a messenger RNA of Lachancea lanzarotensis, 672 nucleotides long. Its product is annotated as LALA0S06e02322g1_1. The coding region runs from base 1 to 672 and encodes 223 amino acids. The record is from RefSeq and is a predicted model, not a curated record. The transcript has a single exon. NCBI's taxonomy places the organism in Eukaryota, Fungi, Ascomycota, Saccharomycetes, Saccharomycetales, Saccharomycetaceae.